CACAAACCAAAACAGUGCAGAAAGUUGCUAGAGGUGUUGUUAUUUAAAGAUUUCCAAAAUAAAAUCCAAAUCAAGUGCUUAAAAUGUCUGAUGGAGAUGCUGAUGUUGCGCCAAAGCGCAUUUUCGUCGUACCGGAAAAGUUGAUCAAAUCAGCUGCGGAUAUGGAAAAAUGGGAAAAAUCCGAAGCAUACUACGAUGUGAUAGGGUUUAUCAGCAGCAUGGCCGUAGCGCUACAGGGUACCCGGAACAGUCAGAACGUAACGAUGCCACCGGUGAUCGACAACUUGUCGAAUGUUUUGGACCGACUGGAGAAAUUAGCGAUCGAAACGCCGCCGAUUGAUCAGCCGGCUCGAUUUGGCAAUGCCGCCUUUAAGGUUUGGUUCCAGAAGGUGCAAGCGGAAAGCAUGGACUUGAUUACGAAUGCUCUACCAGACAAUUUAAAGGAUGCCGCACAGGAGCUUCAGGUGUAUUUUGUUGAGUCUUUCGGCAAUGCUACCCGUAUCGAUUAUGGAACCGGUCACGAACUGGCGUUUGUUAUGUUUCUGAUGUGUCUGUUCAAGAUCGGUGCGAUCGAACGGAAAGAUGAGGUGGCUGUUGGAUUGAAGCUUUUCCAAAAGUACAUCAUACUAGCCAGAAAACUCCAGGUCACUUACAGAAUGGAACCGGCCGGCAGCCAUGGCGUGUGGAGUCUGGACGAUUUUCAGUUCAUCCCGUUCAUUUGGGGCAGUGCGCAGUUGGCCGUUAACAGCCCUAUUGAACCGGCACAAUUUGUCGAGGAUAAAACAAUCGAUAAGUACAAGAAAGAGUUAAUGUUCAUCGGUUGCAUCGACUACAUCAGGCAGGUGAAGACGGGCCACUUUGCCGAGCACUCGAAUCAACUUUGGAGUAUCAGCGCCGUUGCGCAGUGGUCAAAAAUAUCGACCGGGCUGAUUAAAAUGUACCAGAAGGAAGUACUCUCCAAGUUCCCGGUGAUUCAACAUGUCUAUUUCGGUUCGAUUCUUACCUUGCAACCGGUGAAACCCGGCACAGUGUUGCCCAAUCCACGUUUGGGCAUGAUACCAAGGCAGCACGCUAAUGUUCCGGCCGCUCCUAUCCCACCGAAGUUUGAAGCUGGUGAUAAAAUGUGAUAAGCUUAUGUUUGUGAUCGCUCAACGAAUAAAACAUUGUAUUUGAGUUUAAAAAACUAAAAUUCUCCCAAAAAUAAACAAACGUACUAGAUA
Anopheles coustani is the source of this 1220-nucleotide messenger RNA. It is a transcript of the gene Ptpa, whose product is annotated as serine/threonine-protein phosphatase 2A activator. Gene Ontology annotation, cellular component: cytoplasm; protein phosphatase type 2A complex; nucleus. Lineage: Eukaryota; Metazoa; Arthropoda; Insecta; Diptera; Culicidae. The record is from RefSeq and is a predicted model, not a curated record. Bases 84 to 1127 code for a protein of 347 amino acids. Gene Ontology annotation, molecular function: protein tyrosine phosphatase activator activity; peptidyl-prolyl cis-trans isomerase activity. Gene Ontology annotation, biological process: mitotic spindle organization. The transcript is spliced from 3 exons.